AUGGCUUCAACACCCGAACAACAGUUUGCUGAACUCGCUAAGAUCGAAGGCCAUGUAGAGGAGGCCACCAUCGCAAGCGUCUACGAUCAGCUGAAGGCUGUCGCCCCAGAGCUCCUAGUUGGCCAGUGGGUAGGAGGCAGUUUCGACACGGGACAUCCGACCCACUUGCAACUUCGCAACUUCAAAUGGGCGGGCAAAGACUUCCGGUCCGUCGAUGAUGUAGAUCCAAUCAUGCGAUACGAGGAAGACGGCAAACGAACAUGGUUUUCUGAUUAUGGCCAUGCGCGAGUCCGAGAGGUGAAGUUCAGGGGUGUUGUAACCGCAGCAAUGGUGUAUGACAAGUUCCCCAUCAUUGACGCGUUCCGCUAUGUCGACGAAAACACGGUGGUCGGUGCUAUGGACAAUAAGGAACUUCAGUCAGGGACAUACUACUUCUAUCUGAGAAGAAGGGGACAGAGCAAGGCCUAG
Messenger RNA from Colletotrichum godetiae, 468 nucleotides. RefSeq lists its product as uncharacterized. Lineage: Eukaryota; Fungi; Ascomycota; Sordariomycetes; Glomerellales; Glomerellaceae. The coding region runs from base 1 to 468 and encodes 155 amino acids. The record is from RefSeq and is a predicted model, not a curated record. The transcript has 3 exons.